CCUCCCUCCCUCCCCCCUCCCUCCACCACCACCUCUCCCCGCGCCUGGCUCUCGGUAUGGCGGACGGCGAGAGGUCCCCGUUACUCUCGGAUCUGGGAGAUGGUGGUCUGGGCAGCGGUAACGGCGGCGGGGUGUCUCCCGGUGCGGCGCCCUACGGCGCGCCCAACAAGCCCCAGAGCUUCCCUCCGUUCCCCAGCCCCCCCCAGCCCUCGGUGCUCCUGGGGGAGGACCCCCCGCCCUACUCCCCCCUCACCUCCCCGGAGAGCGGCAGUGCGCCGGUCAUCAGCUGCAGGGUCUGCCAGAGCCUGAUCUCCGUGGAGGGGAAGAUCCACCAACACGUGGUGAAGUGCGGGGUCUGCAACGAAGCCACGCCCAUUAAGAACGCCCCGGCGGGGAAGAAGUACGUCCGCUGCCCCUGCAACUGCCUGCUCAUCUGCAAAGUCACGUCCCAGAGGAUCGCCUGUCCCCGGCCCUACUGUAAGAGGAUCAUUAAUCUGGGUCCAGUUCAUCCGGGUCCGGCCAGUCCUGACCCGCAGCCGGCCGGGGCCCGGGUCUCCUGUGGUCACUGCAGCAACACCUUCCUGUGGACGGAGUUCACCGACCGGACGCUGGCCCGCUGCCCGCACUGCAGGAAAGUCUCCUCCAUUGGCCAGAGGUAUCCCCGGAGGCGGAGCUUGUGGUGUUUUCUACUCUGCUUGCUGUUCAGCGUCUCCACCGCCGGGCUGAUGGCUGGGACGUGGGCGUCGGCUCAGAGCUUCCAGGGGAUCUACGCCUCGUGGGCCGCGCUGCUGCUGCUGGUUCUGGUCUCGUUGGCCCGGGCCUUCUACUGGGCCUGCAUGAGGGUCAGCCAGCCCCUCCAGAACUUCACAUAGAGACCCUCCUCCUCCUCCUCCUCCUCCUCCUCAGGCAGGAGGAAAGAUGGCUUUAAAGAAGACACACACACACACACACUCCCUCCUUCAUCCUGAUUUGACCGUUUUGGUUUCGUGUUUUUAUCAUUCUUUUAUUUUUUUAAAUGUCUCAAAACGAAGAAGACGAAAAAAAGUGAAGAGCGGCGAUGACGUCGGAUAAAGUGCCCCCCCAUACACAUACAUACACACACAUACACACACACACACUCACAUACACACACACACACACACACACACACACACGUUACAUUCUCACUCACGACUUCCUCGUCUGAUCAAAUUUCUUUCCUGAUGAACUUUGUGGAUCUUUUUGUCUUGAUUUGUAAAAAUAUAUUUGUUGUUGUUGUUGUUGUUUCCGCAGAUGUUUUUUUUUGUUAAAGUAGGUUAUUUCCAUAAUUUAAUGAUUUGGAUGAUGAACUUCUCAGAGACCUGAUGAGCCUCCGGACGCCGUGUCGGAGGUCAGCUCCUUCCCCACCGACACAUCCUGACCAAUCACAAGCUCUCUCUCUCUCUCUCUCUCUCUCUCUCUCUCCCACACACACACACACACACCCAGCACCUUAUACAGUACUGAGCCACCCUGCAUUCACACCCAGUGAGGCGAGGCGCCGUCGCCCUGCCAGACUGAGCUGAGGGCCCAGCGCUCCGCGAGCUGUUUGUUUAUUUAUUGUGACAUAAUUCAAGUCCUAAAAUCCUUUAUCGUGUCUGUGAUGAGAAUAUAACUUUGUAACCGGAUCAAUAACUUUCAUGUGUUUCUUUCUUUAUUGUUCCUGAUUUAUUUCAUUGAUCGAUCCUCCAGUUUAUGAUCAAUACUUUAAUUAGUUCAUAAAUAAGGUUGGAGGACACAAUCGACACAACUUGUUAAAAGAAGAUCUGUUUUAUUGUUUUAUUGUUUUAUUUGUUUGCAGUGUCGUGAUCGUGAUUCAAUCAUUAACAAAUCGAUCAUGUUAUAGCCAAUAAUCAAUACCCGGCUGACGCUCGCCUCAGUUUUGUUUACACGCAAAUAAAGACGUGAUGAAGAUGACGAUGAAGAUGA
Messenger RNA from Pseudoliparis swirei, 1947 nucleotides. RefSeq names its product phosphatidylinositol-4,5-bisphosphate 4-phosphatase 1a (gene pip4p1a). The transcript is spliced from 7 exons. Gene Ontology annotation, cellular component: phagocytic vesicle membrane; plasma membrane; late endosome membrane. The record is from RefSeq and is a predicted model, not a curated record. Gene Ontology annotation, biological process: phosphatidylinositol dephosphorylation. The coding region runs from base 57 to 872 and encodes 271 amino acids. Gene Ontology annotation, molecular function: phosphatidylinositol-4,5-bisphosphate 4-phosphatase activity. NCBI's taxonomy places the organism in Eukaryota, Metazoa, Chordata, Actinopteri, Perciformes, Liparidae.